AUUCAUCAAGCCUCAUCCUCCACCAUCGAACCCAACUCACUCAACUCACUUUCACUUUCUCACACUACUGCUACUACUGCUGUCUCUCACUCCUAAUCUAAAACACACACUGAGUCCUCUCUCUCUCCUAAAGUGAGUGAGAGAGUGAGUGAGAAAAACUUCAAAAGCACACCAAAAAUUAUGGCCAUUUCAAUUCACAUUCCCCAAAUUACCCCUCUAACCCUCUUCUAUCUCCUCCUCCUAUCCUCUCCAACCUUAGCUAUCAACAUCACCGCCCUCCUCUCCUCCUUCCCUGACCUCUCUUCCUUCGCUUCCCUCAUCUCCUCCACCACCAUCUCCGCCGACGUCUUCCAACGCACCUCCGUCACUCUCCUCGCCGUCCCUAAUUCCUACCUCUCCUCCACCUCCGACCUCCUCACGCGCCACCACCUCUCUCCCACCAACCUCCCCGACGUCCUCCGCUACCACGUCCUCCUACAAUACCUCACCUGGUCCGACCUCCACCAGAUCCCUCCCUCCGGCACUCUCGUCACCACACUCUUCCAAACCACCGGUCGCGCCACUAGCAAUUCCGGUUCCGUUAACAUCACCUUCAACCCUUCCAACGGCGUCGUUUCGAUCCACUCGCCCGGACCUUACUCUUCCCCUUCGCAAUCGUCGAACGCCACCGUUUUGUCCUUGAUCAAAACCCUCCCUUACAACAUCACUAUCUUCACCGUUGAUUCCCUCCUCAUCCCUUACAACUUCGAUCUAACGGCCUCGGAAACUCGUCCUCCUCUAGGGCUCAACAUCACCAAGGCCUUGAUCGACGGCCACAACUUCAACGUCGCGGCGUCGAUGCUUUCCGCUUCCGGUGUCGUGCAAGAAUUUGAAGCCGACGAAGGUGGCGCCGGAAUCACACUCUUCGUCCCUACAGACGAAGCUUUCGCCGAUCUUCCGAGCACGGUUAAACUUCAGUCUCUACCGGCGGACAAGAAAGCGGUGGUGCUGAAAUUCCACGUGCUCCAUUCUUACUAUCCUCUAGGCUCUUUGGAGUCAAUAGUGAACCCGGUUCAGCCUACAUUGGCCACGGAAGCCAUUGGAGCUGGAAGAUUCACGCUCAACAUUUCAAGAGUCAAUGGCUCCGUGGCCAUCGACUCCGGAAUCGUUCAAGGAUCGGUGACUCAAACGGUGUUCGAUCAAAACCCCGUGGCGAUCUUCGGCGUCUCCAAAGUGCUAUUGCCAAAGGAGUUUUUCGGUAAAAACCCUGCGAUGAAGCCCGGAAACACCGGUACUCCAAUCACCGAGGCACAACCGCCAGAUAUGUCGUUAUCGCCGGAGAAUCCGCCUGAAUUGAAUGGACGUCCCUCGCAUUUAUCAUCUCCGCCGGGCUUUCGCCAAGAAAGCAGAUCAGGAUCGCCGGUAAUUGAUGGUGGUGUACGGAGCUCGCUACUCGCUCUGUGUUGUAUAGGAUUGUAUCUAGGGGUAUGAGAUUUAAUUAUUUCUUCCACCUCAUAAUUAUUGAAUUUUUUGUGACUUUUAUUUUUUUUUUCUUUUCUUAACACCGUGAAUUGAAUUAGGCUACAUAAACUGCAGCCUCUCUUUUUUUUUUUUUUUUUUAAUCUCUUUUUUAUUAUUGAAUGUCAAUUGUGUUAAUGUUUUUGAAUAAUUUAAUGUCAAAUAGCACAAUUUUUUUUGCUCUUUA
Molecule: messenger RNA, 1684 nt
Organism: Quercus robur (English oak)
Lineage: Eukaryota; Viridiplantae; Streptophyta; Magnoliopsida; Fagales; Fagaceae
Product: fasciclin-like arabinogalactan protein 4
Exons: 1
Coding region: 181-1470 (429 amino acids)
Biological process (GO): abscisic acid-activated signaling pathway; multidimensional cell growth; mucilage biosynthetic process involved in seed coat development
Cellular component (GO): plasma membrane
Source: RefSeq, a predicted model, not a curated record